CCCCCACUACUUCAGUCUUGUACACAAACUUUGUCAUUGUCAAAUCACAGAUGCUUUGUCAACAUAUGUUGGUGUUUAAUGUAGUUUAAACCCUGUGUUUGUAUUGAGUUUUCCUCUGCUCAGGUUGUGUAUAGUUAGGUGGUAAAUUAAGCGUGUUGUUGAAUUAAAUGCAGUGUGGGAAUGGACAAUCACUCAAAGGUAACAGUUUAAAUCUGUAUGAUGACUUCACCACCCACAACAAAUAUAAACUUAAAUAUAAAAGUAGGUGUUUAGAUAAAAAUUAAGAUUAGGUUUACUGGUGUAGAGAAUAUCCAAUCUGAAGAGAUUAGUUCUCUAUUGUUAUAACUCUUUUAUAGAUAUAUUUAUUUGCUUAUUGUGUAUGUACUGUCAACAGUUAAAUAACUUUGAGGAGCAAUUAAUGAUACAGCUCAUGGUACCUUGUUUCACAGCGGCCAUAUUUCUACCAUAAAUACUUCUAAAUUGCUCAAGCAAUGAAUGUCAAAACUGGUCUACCUGAGGGAAAGAAACAAGAAACACGCCUUCUAGAUCUUGAAAAGACCAUUUAGGAAAAACAAUUGAACAGGAAUGAUUAUUGUGCUGUUGGAAAUUUUACAGAAAUUUCUUUUCAUGGUUUGAUUUUUCAACACACAGCUCCUUUUCUUGACAGAGAAAACAAGAUAUGGUCUAGCUGCCAAUGUUGUACAUAGCCUAUGGUGGUGAUGUUAACAAGUAUUUGUCAGAAUAUGAGCACCAGGCACAAGUAAUUUCCCUUUUUUAGAGAUGCCUUAUUCAUAAAUUAUGAGGGAUGACAUCAGUGCAUGCAUCAGGCCACGUCCCGGAUCAAUAGACACCAAAAUCAAUAGCUCAUUUCAACAUGCUGAGGAGAAAAAGCCAAUGAAAUUCCCAUAUUGAUUAUAUAUAGUACAGGGUUAAUCCAUAUUGAAUAAUGAAAGGGGUUGUGUCUGGGCUUACUGCUGUUGUUUUUGGUUGUUUCUGACCUGGAGUGUUGUCGUUUGAAUGGAUUUUACAGCCAAAUUUUUGUAAUGAUGGUUUACAUAGGAAUUAUGCUGAAUUCUUGAGGGGUAGACACUUGUUGAAGCUGUAUUGAUAACCCUGAGACCCCUAUACAACAAUGGACUUAACUAGUUUUGUAGAGGACUUGUAUCAUGGAGGAUUUUUAUCCGAGAAACAACAAGUGUCCGAGAUUUUAAAAUUCUCAAACAAAAUGGAGACGGACACCAUAAAAGCCUACAGAAUUAAAAAGAUAGAAGAAAUUGGAAAGAUGACCUCCCUAUCUCAAGAGGAGAUCAUCAGUGGCACAAAGACCAUUAUACAGGGCCUGGACACGCUGAAGAAUGAACACCACCAGAUUCUCAAUGGAUUACUCUCCUCCAUGAAGACCAUCAAGAAGGAAAAUGAGGACACCAACUUGAUGGAAGAGAAGACAAAUCGCCUCAAGAAGUCUCUGGAAACAAUAGAACUAGGUCUCAGUGAAGCACAGGUCAUGAUGGCAUUAGCAAAUCAUCUUCAACACGUGGAAGCAGAAAAACAAAAAUUACGAGCACAAGUGAGACGUCUAUGUCAAGAAAACGCCUGGCUACGAGAUGAACUAGCCAACACACAACAGAAACUACAAGGAAGUGAACAAAGGGUAGCCACGCUAGAGGAGGAACAAAAACACCUGACGUUUAUGAAUGAGAUGAGAAAAUACGAUUCCACAGAUCCCAAUCAGCAGUCACAGGUUUCAACCUCAGAGGGAGAAAAAGAAAGCGACCAAUCUACACAGUCCUUGGAUCUCGGCUUUCCAGAUGACGAUGAUGAACCUCCACAGCAAGAAGCCCUGUCCCCCUCACAACCCAGUGCCAUGGCUCAGGCUGCCAGUGGAGGGUAUGAAAUUCCUGCGCGCCUACGCACGCUCCAUAACCUAGUCAUCCAAUACGCCUCUCAGGGCCGCUACGAAGUGGCGGUACCGCUUUGUAAGCAGGCCUUAGAGGAUCUAGAAAAAACCAGUGGCCAUGACCAUCCGGAUGUUGCCACCAUGUUAAAUAUUCUAGCUCUUGUAUACAGAGACCAGGGCAAAUUUAAAGAGGCUGGUAAUCUACUACAAGAUGCUUUAAAAAUUAGAGAAAAAACUCUGGGUUCUGAUCAUCCAGCAGUUGCUGCCACCUUGAAUAAUUUAGCUGUUCUAUAUGGAAAGAGAGGAAAAUAUAAAGAAGCAGAACCUCUAUGUAAAAGAGCAUUAGAAAUAAGAGAAAAGGUUUUAGGAAAAGAUCAUCCAGAUGUUGCAAAGCAAUUAAAUAAUCUAGCCUUACUUUGUCAAAAUCAAGGAAAAUAUGAAGAGGUUGAGCAAUAUUAUCAGCGAGCUCUUGAUAUAUAUGAAACCAAAUUGGGACCAGAUGACCCCAAUGUUGCUAAAACUAAGAACAACUUGGCAUCAGCAUAUCUCAAACAAGGAAAAUAUAAGCAAGCAGAAAGCCUCUAUAAGGAUGUCUUAACAAGAGCUCAUGAAAAGGAAUUUGGAAAAGUAGAUGGUGACAAUAAACCUAUAUGGAUGCAAGCUGAAGAACGGGAGGAGAAUAAAGGGAAAAGUAAGGAAGGAUCUCCAAUGCCAGAGUAUGGUGGCUGGCAUAAAGCUGCCAAAGUGGAUAGCCCCACUGUUACGACCACGCUGAAGAACCUGGGAGCUCUGUACAGAAGACAGGGAAAGUAUGAAGCAGCAGAGAUGUUGGAGGAAUGUGCAAUGAGAUCCAAAAAGAGUGCCCUGGAUGUGGUCAAACAGACCCAGGUCUUGGGUCCUGACUAUUCUAAAGACCACUUACCCCCCAACAAUCAGGGGAGGCGCCGGUCAGCCAGUAAAGAUCGGGGGCUCAGGAACUCCAUGGAAAAUGUGUCGUCAUAUAACGGUGACACGGAAGACGGUAAAUUAAAGAGAAGUGGGUCCUUCACCAAACUGCGAGCCUCCAUACGACGGUCCAGUGCUAAGCUGGUGCAGAAACUAAAGGGAAAGGCCCCGGGCGAGGAUUCUGGCAGCAUUUGGAGUUUAUCAGGUUACCUGGAUACUCCCAUUCCCCGUUACUGGGACGAAUCUAGCGGCCCCUCCUACUCUAGAUCUGGUAUGAAAAGGGCAAGCUCCAUGUCAGUUCUCAACACAAGCAGUAAUCAACCAGAUAAACUAAGUGAAAGCAGAAGGUCAUAUGGGGAUUUAAGUAGACAGGGCAGGACGGCCAGUUCCGACCAGUUAAUCAACCGACCGUUCUGAUGCCGGCUUGAUGUGCAAUCACAUGGGCUGAUAACCAUCAUCAUUCCUGACACUUGUGAUAGGGUUCCGAGUCAGCCCCACCCCCUCCACUUCAUUCUGUCAUCACCCCCGGGGCUCUGUACUUAUUUCAUCAUGUGUGAUUCUGAGAGAAUUUGUGGCUUAGUCACAGUGUUCAUUGCUUCAAUUAUUGUAAAAGUCAAAUAUGACACGAUAUUCUGUGUCGGAUGUUAUAAAGGCCAUUUAAUGAUGAUGUACUUUUUUUGGAUAGGGAUAAAAUCAUUGUUAUUGCAUGUUAUUUAUUAAGAUGAUUUUUUUUUUAUCUUUGGGCUUUUAAGCUACCAAUAAUCACUGUAAAUGCCCAUAAUAAUUUGGUGUUCAUGGUAUGUAAAUGUCAAAGACUGAUGAACAGCUCCUUGAGACUAUAUUAUAUAUGUAACACUGUUGUUGUCAAUUUUGAUGCAUGUAGUUGAGUAUUUCAUAGAUAUCAUAAACAUAAUUGUUUUCUUGAAGAGUAGCAAAGCCUGAUGUUAAAAGGGUGUUUUUAACUCCAAGAAAAACUGAGCAUUAUUUAACUGUGCAAUGCACAGACUUGAUUAUUGAUGGAUGGUUUAGGUGGCUGGUUUAGAUUGAUUACAAGUCUUAGGUAUGCUUCUAUAUUUGCUUUGUAUUCUGGAAAAGGUUUACAAAAUAUUUUUCUUUAUUCAACUUUCAUUGUUAUUGAAAAACUGUUGAAUCAUUGUUUUUCCUUGUAUAGAACGGAUAGGUUAGCUCUUAUGAGGAACACAGUGCUUAUUGGUGAAGCUUGGACAUGUGGUCAUGAGUAAUUCCAUCUGUGUCCCUCACAUACUGUUUAACCCCAUCACAGAAGUUAGCAUUUUUGCAUCAGCAUUGUGCAACCCUUUUACAACUAUGUAUUUUGGGUUGUUUUCUUUCUCUCAACUUAUUUGGACAGUGAAUAUUACCCAGAUGUUCAGAAGACACACAGCUUUAAGAUUUGUUCUGCAUACUCUCCAAUUCUCACACUUGUCAGUUCUGAGAAAUCCACACUUUGGUGUAUUACAGAUAUUUGAGUUUGCCAAACAGUUUGUGUUCAGACUUUUCUCUUCUUUGUUGAAUAGAUUUUAAUACUCACAGUAAGAUCUCUCAUUGCUGCUCCAAGCCUGGGUCAACGUGAUUUGUUAUUAAUUUGUUUCUUCCACAGAGUCGCUCACCAAAACAGAAUGGUGUUUGACUUGUCCUUCUUUGUGCCACCUUUCUGCAGUCACAUGCAGGAAGCAAGAAUUCAGAAGUGUAGAAAGUCUGAUAUGUGUUUGUUAAUUGUAUAGUACCAUAUGUAAAGUGGCAGUGAGCAACAUUGGGUACAAGUUUACAAGGAGUGUGUUAUGUUCAGUAAUAGAAGGGUUGGGUUAUAACAGCGGACUUAUGAUACAGGUGCUUGCCUUAUGGGAAUCAGGAUGUCAUUUUCUUAUCAUCGGUUCAGUUUUUUUGAAUUUUAUUUUUUAUUUUCAAAGUGCUGUCUUAUUUGUAUGGAAAAUGUGCUAUAUUUGCUUAUGUGAUAAUUUUCUUGAACAAAUUGAAUUUUUUGUUAUAGUAGAAUAUUUGUUAUCUUAGGCAUACUAGUUUAAGGGUAAAUGUUUGUGUGAUGGAAAAUUGGGAUCUUGCAGUGCUCAGGGCUUUGGUCAUGUCGUAGUUCAAAUGCUUGCCACUCGUAUCACCGACAGAAUGUAUAGGAACACCAUGAUUUUUUCUCUCUCUAAUAUCCCCACAUGUUGAAUGCAAGACUUAGGAAGAAAACCAUUCUUGAAUUUCCACAUGUAUACAAUUUCCCUCUUGAUAGUCAUGUUACAGAUGUGAUACAAUUGUGUGAGGAAUUCGCUGAGUGUCCCUGGUGUAAUGUUGAUAUAUAUACAUGUAUAUAAAACACAUUCCUGACCAGUCACUGGUGUGAAGGGUAAUAGGAGACACAUGUUAGUGAAGACUGAAGUUGUGAUUUUAUUUUCAUCUCAUACAAAGUAAAGAAGUUGAUAUUACCUUGGUUUGCAUUUUACGUGUAGAUAUUAUGCCUAGGUUAUAAGACAAUUACAUGUAGACCCGCAGUAGGUUCUUUAAUGAUAUGAAAUUUUCUAAGACUUUCAAAUAAUUAGUAUGAAAAAAAUAAUAGAAGGAGCUGCAACCAGUUUGAAAUGUUGCUAUUUUAACAGAUAAUAAUGUAGAGGUAAUGAUAAAAUACUAAUACAUGUAUCAUGUACUUGGAUAUCCAGUCGUGUAGCCAUGCCUACUGGAACCAGAGGGUCUCCUGUUGUGAUAUCAUAUUUUUUUCUUGCAAGACUGUGUGUUUAUUGUUGCUGUAAUUUGUUGCCAAUGUACUGAUUAUAAAGCUAAUGUAUGCAAUAUAAUAUUUGUACAAUAAAUUAAUGAAAUCUGAAUUCUUUCUGUCAUGGCACUUUAUAUAGACAUUUAAUUUAUUAAAUUUGAAGAAAUUAA
Messenger RNA from Magallana angulata, 5743 nucleotides. RefSeq names its product kinesin light chain-like. Gene Ontology annotation, molecular function: kinesin binding. The coding region runs from base 1133 to 3259 and encodes 708 amino acids. The transcript has 18 exons. Lineage: Eukaryota; Metazoa; Mollusca; Bivalvia; Ostreida; Ostreidae. The record is from RefSeq and is a predicted model, not a curated record. Gene Ontology annotation, cellular component: kinesin complex; cytoplasm; membrane-bounded organelle. Gene Ontology annotation, biological process: microtubule-based movement.